Molecule: messenger RNA, 8793 nt
Organism: Spizellomyces punctatus DAOM BR117
Lineage: Eukaryota; Fungi; Chytridiomycota; Chytridiomycetes; Spizellomycetales; Spizellomycetaceae
Exons: 2
Coding region: 1-8634 (2877 amino acids)
Source: RefSeq, a predicted model, not a curated record
AUGCGCAAACCAAUGCGUAUCACAGAACCCACCGGUCAACAGGAUUGCUAUGGGCGCUGGGACGCAAGACGGUCGAGUCUUUAUCUCGUGCGCUUGUUUCCCAGCAGAUCAAGCUCCACCUUCGACAAACCCACCUCCGCAGUCUUGCUCAACGGUCUGUGUGCGGGACGGAUUCUCCUGACCUGGACGGUGUAUACAGUCUCUAUUCAAUUGGAUUCGCCGGCCGUGACUGGGCCGACAAAGGGAACUGCCGUGGGAGCAGGGAAUAAAGUGGAUGGAGGCAGCCGACAAGGUGUGAAUCUCGCUCCAAUCAUCUUUGGCGUUGCGGUGGGAUUGGUGGUGAUCGGAGCGGGAGCUGGGUUCUUGAUGUACCGGCGUCGUAAAAGGGCAAACAUCAGUCCAUUCCGUGAGCGAAAAGUCGGGACGAUUAAUAAAGGAGACUCUACCGGACCAGAUGGAAACGGUGGGGACAUGGAACGAGGAUAUCGAGCGCAAACAGAGUAUACAAACACUGCGGGGGGUGUCCUGGCGAUGCCGAAUGCUGAAAUGCAAAUGACCGAGCUGGACUCGCGCAUGAGGCUGCCGAAUGGUGGAGCUGGUUUACCUCCACCCGUAGGCCCAGUCAGUGACCGCAGCAUGUUGGUGGCAGGAGCCGGACCAGUAGCAGCUGUUCGCGCAGACAUUCCCCAAGGAUCGCAGCAAGGAUCAUUGGAAAGAACGGUUCUCGCGACAGGAAAUACCACUGUCCCACCAAUUCAGGCCUUUGAUCCUCCUAAACCCAUAAACCAAUCCCAACCUAAUGCCCCACAACGCGCGGCCCCCUUCCCCCUAUCCGUGGAUCAAAUGGGUUCCCUCGAACGAGCCGUAUUGACAGCGGCCAGUUCGGUCGCUGAACCACUUGCCGAGAAUCCUACGGCGCCUGCAAGACCAGCCCUCGUAAAUUCUGCCAAUGUCAUAACAGCCAAUAUGGCCAUCAUCCCAUCCAUUCCCCUCUCCGUCUUAUCGUCAGGAAAGAAAUCCGAUACAUAUACACUGCCUCCGCAGCUCCGUCAAGAGAAUUUUGAGGAAUUUGAGAGAUCGAAUGUAGUCCAAAAUCAACAAAAGUCGCGUGACAAGCGCCCGGAUUCGGGUCUGGGUGGUUCGUUGGAACGCUCCUCUAUUCUUGGUUUGGUUCCCGACGUCAUGCCUACCCCGCCACCCCGUGCGCAAUCGGUCAGGCCGGGCACGACGGAGCCAAAGAACGCACAGUCCAGUGUUAUUCCCGAUUUUGGACAGCAGCAGCAGCAGCAAAAGCAGGUAGGACCCAUGAGUAAGAAUCCCGCCACCAAUGCCCCACGGACAACGACGACUGUUUCCCAGCGGAGUGAGAAAUCAGAGACCCAAAAGGCAGAUAAACCAGUGACUGCACCAGCUGCUGAACCCAAUAUACAAAAGAGGGGCCCUGUUCCGAUAUUGCAGGCUCCACCGAGGAAAGUCAAGAAAAAUGGCCAAAAUUCCGCUUCCCAGCAGCCCCAAAACCCGACGCUGACAACCACACCUUUCACUCCACCCCAAGGCCCGCCGCCUACAGAGGAGCUCCCCAUUCCUGCAUCGGCAAACGUACCACUCUCAAGUCUCGAUCGUUCCCUACCGCCGCAUUCACUACCCCCUACCGCAUCCCGUCCGCCUGCUUUCGAAAUCCCUCCACCAACCCGCCCAGCGCCAACUCAGCCUCCCAGCCAGCAAACCUCUGCGAACUCCAAUCCCCGCAAAAGUACAGCAGGCACACUGCAGAACGGACAGCCCAAAACCAUCAAAAUCGAUGACCAAAUCAUGAAGGAUGCUUCUUCACGCGUCGUUUCGGUGCGAGUGAGCUCGUUACCAGAGACUCGCAUACGUGAGGAUGAAAAGAUGCUUAUGGGCCGGCUUUUGAAGCAAGGUGAAGCCACAAUGACUGAGCAGAGUCAAUCGUCGGGAAUGCCAACGGUGCCCACGCCAUCGCAAAAGGAUGUUUCUACACCUGGAUCUGGUCGGACGGAUGACGCUAAACCAGUACACAACCCGCAAGCGGCUCUCGAAGCUCUUUUGAAGAUUGAGCUCCCCAAACGGGUGGAAAGGCGACUAUCAAGCCCAGCAAGGAAGACGAAUAAAGGUUCAGUCAGUAAAGUGGAUGAACCAGAUGCACGAGCGCCACAAGACCAACUUGGUCCACCUGGCCGCUCUGAUACUCUAACCAAUGCACCCCAACGCGACGUGAGCGCUCUCCCAAAAUCAUCAGACCCAUCCACAUCCCAACCCACAGUCAAACCCGAAACGAUGCAGCGCGCCAUUGACCGAUUCCGCGACAUUGCACGCGCGUCAGCAGAACUCAAGAACCCCGUGCCAAUGCAACGCGCCGUGGAUCGCUUCAAAGAAGUCCAGGGGACAUUGGAGAGGAAGCGCGAAAGGGCGAACCAAAAAGAAGCAACGCAAGUAACGGAACCCGUUGAGGACAAUUCGUCAAACGUUCCCGUCAACCCAUCCAAACCCCUCCUUCCAUCCUUGGUCCCCCGUUCAGAUAGUACUAGUAUGGGAUCCGUCCGUCCAACAGAACGAUCAGUACAAAUAUCAAGUACACUCCCACCGGCCGUGAAAGCUGUAUCAGGAGGAUCAUUGGAUCGGCCAGUAGGUGGUCCUACCCCAUCUUCAGUUCGUACAGUUUUGGGUCCUCCCCCUUCUACCGUACCCGUACCACCCACGAGGAAUGCCGUACCAUUGCCUCCUCCCAUUCGCGGGGAACCCAGCCUUGAGCGGGCGUCAUCGGUACGCACGAUUGGACCUUCCAUGGGGUCUUUACCGGCGCUAGGGGAUGUGAUGCCUCCUCCCUUGGCUCGGACUGAAGGUCCUCCGGCAUCCUCGGUACGAAGUUUUCCUCCUCCGCCACCUGUGGCGCCGGGACCGCAAAGAGUGAAGAGCGAGUUGCCCCCUCCUAUUGGAUCAUUGCCGCCAUCUAUGGGGAGCGAUCUACCGCCUCCAGUGGAGCGUAACCUAGAGCCGACGGGACCAAUGGUUCGGUCCCUCCAAUCGGAGAGCUCGAUGAGGACCGUCUUGCCACCUCCUAUUGCCCGUGCACCACCAAGUACAUCUGACCUUUUGCCUCCGGUUCGAGCAACAGGGGCAAUGCAGCGGGCGUUACCGCCUCCUACGGCUGACCUUCCACCUCCUCCUCCUUCUAUUCGACCAACAAGGCCAAUGGAGGGGGGUCCUGCUGACGUUCCUCCCGCUGUCCAAGCAACCGGCUCCUUUUACAAGGCAUCUCCACCUUCGCCAAACUCUCCACCGAGAAGCGCCUCACCACCGCAGCCAAGAGCAAGCACCAUAGUCCCCGCCGCACCCCUCCGCUCCACCCUCAAACGUUCUGACCAAAAAUCCAAAGUCACCAAAUCAGUCCGAUUCGAAAUUCCCGCUCCGAACCGCGAUUCUCGUCCCAUUUCUGUACGGCAGAGUUCUCUUAUUAAUGCUCAACGCAUGCGUGCAGCAUUUACUACAAAUGAUCCACGCGGACAGCGUGUGAGCAGCUUGGCGAAUCAGCGGGGUCCGGUAUUGAAUGCCUAUGCUAUUGGGCGUCAGGCGGCGGUACCCAGACAACUUGGUGCUGGUAGAGACAGUGUGAGAGGAUCCGGUAUGGUGGAAUACGACGGUGGAGCAAACAGGGAUAGUCUCAGGACAAGAAGCGUGAAUCUAUCUGCGCCUCCUGCAUGGAUCAAAAUGAGACGGGAAUCCAAUAUGCCGAGUCCUAUGCUGGCUGGCCCUGAAGAUACGCAGAGUUUGGUGAAAGAAGCACCCAAAGCGCGUCUUGCACAGCCUGAACCCGUCCGUCCUCCCACACCAGUAAAGAAGGACGAAAGCGAGCCUCAACGUGGUCCAGCCACACCUGUCCCAACAUUCUCACCGGAACCACCCUCCGUACCCAGCGAUGAAAUGGAAAAUGUAUCUUCUCCAAUUGUGCAAGUCUUACCGCCUUUGGGCCGCAUCACAUCCACUGAACCAUCACCGAAUGUUCAGUCCAAGGACGCUUUCACAAGAGGGUACGCGUCAAGUAACUCUGUAUCAUCAGAAGACGAGCUAGAGUCACCGUCGUCAGCUGCGUCGGAACUUAGUGUCAGUCUCAACCAUCCAGCCCCUCCCUCUCCUGUUCAAGAACUGGACGACGCAGAGCCGGUUUCUUCCGAGAUGGAACAACCAGGUCUUGAAAUACCCAGUUACUCUACCGCAGAAGAACCUGAAGACAUUCCCUCGACAAUGCCAUCUACCCUUCCUACACCUUCCCAAACAAGCUCCACCACUAGCUCUCAAGCGUCACCCGACGCGCGCAUGUCCUUUGCUAUAUCCGAAACUCAAGGCAGCGAACGCACCUCCAACUUCUUUGACGCAUUCUACCGUCCUACGUCUUCUCUUGUUAGUGACGAAUACCUUCGAGGGACAGGCCUGCAAUCAAAUAUGGAUAUGAUUGACGGGGAUGCAGAUGACGAGCGCGAAGAUGAUCAAGUGCGCCGCGGUCCUUUGGUGGAGGUGGAGUUACCUGAGCGGAUUCCAGUCGUUGAAACAGAUCAUGUUGAGGCGCAUUUCAAUGAUGCGGAACCGCCGUUCCUGAUGAAUGGUUUGGCGGUCGCGUCGGAGGUAUCUGCUUCGUCGUCGAUGGCACAUGACGAGGAUAACCUGAUGAGGCGUUCGGAAUAUUCGCAAGAGUCGGAUAUGGAGAGCCAUGUGACGGAUAUGUCAUUGACGGCUCCCGAUGAACAGGAUGAACCAGAAGAGACUGUCAUCCAGGUGGUUCAAGGGGAUCUUUCAACUACCCAUUCCUCAGUGCUGAUAUCUAUUAUCGAUGAUGAGAACAUGGGGUACUCUCAAGCGGAGUCGUCAUUCUUGGAGGACGUAAAGGCAGCUCUUCCUUUCUAUGAGGAGGCAGAGAUGUCACCGCCCAUCAUUACGGUCCGCGUGGGCGAUACAGAGGAUACAGACGAGGAUGAGGACGAGUUGAAUGACACACAGAUGAGCUCUAGCCGGUCAUCCUCUCCCAAAACGGUUGAUGAAGAGGACGACACGGACACUGCAUCGCCUGCAGACCUUCCUCAUGCCCAGGAUACCAACAGAGAAGAUGACACUGAUGCUGAAAUACAAGAACAGGGACACACGACCCCUCCAACUUCCGUUACGGAGAGUGCGAAUGCGUCCGUGAACCCCUCCUUUGAUAUGCUAGAGUACGACAUGACACUCCCUACAUCAGCAACAACUGAUCCAAGUAGUGACAAUUCUGGGAAAAAUUUGGAAAGCAACUUGAUAGAUGAGGGUUUACUCUGGGUUGAAUCCGUCAAGGAUGAGGAUAUGGAUAUCCUAUCUCCGGAAAUUGAAUUUAGCGAGCAGGAUACGGACGAAGAGGAUGCGAUCGCUUCUGUUCCAGACACCACCAGCGAGAAGCAGUUCUGGGCAGAAGAUCAAGUGACACAGUCUGGCGACCUUCCUAGACAAGUGCCAAGCAUCGAAGAAGCACAGCACAUUGAAAUGGCUCUUCCUGUUGUGCAAGUACAACGCCCAGAAAUAUAUAUGGAGACCAACAUCGCAUGGUCGGAUGCACGCUCCGCAUCUCAGCCGACCGCUCUCGCAGAUCACGACACUGACGAAGAGCCUGCAAGAAGGGUUACAUCGACUUCAGAACAGGUCGCCGAGUUCACCGAAACAUCUAAUGAGCACGACGCGGAAGCAUGGGGCCCCAGCUCCGCCACCGUCAAGAGAACAAGGACUUUACUAAAUAUGUUUGCAAAAGGAGGCAAAACCUCCAAUCAACUGUCAAAAGAAGCUGCACUCUCUCAGGAGCUAAAUGAAGUUGACACCCUCCCUGUUCCCCCUACUCACCAUCACGAACCGGAUAUCAACUACGCACUUUCCCCCAUCUUUUCGUUACAGGACGGAUAUACCGGUAACGACAUGCUCGCAGACAAUCCAGCCACCUCCCCCGUCGACAACAUGCCAUCCGACACGCAAGAUUAUCUAUUCCAGAAAUCAUUUGCACAAAUCGAUGAUGGAAUGGACACGGAUGUAGAAAGCGCCAAUGAUUCGUUGCAGAGCCCAAGUCCAGCCACCAAACAUGGAACUGAUGUAGUGGAACGGGUUCCAUCUCCUGUUGCGGAUAUCGCUGUCCAAGAAGCAGAGCAAGCAGCUCCGGUGUCUCCUCUUAAGGAACAAGGUCCCACUGCGACGCAUCCUCUAUCCCCUUCUUUCUCCUUGGAUGGAAACGCACAAGGUACGCUUGAGUCCCCUUCCCCAGUCCCAUCCUUCCACCUCGACGAAGCAGUAGACGAACAAGAUGAAGACGUCGAGUCUCCCCUUGCUUCUCCCAUCGUUGCGACAGGAGAGUUCAACAUGUGGCCUGCGGUUGAUGCCAAUGAGAAUCAAGACGUGCAGGAAGGUGUAUCGGAACUAGAUGAGCAUGCGGUGCUUGUCAAAGAAUCUGUUGGGCAGGAUGAACCUGUUGAUAUGCCCGUAGAGAAACAGAAUGUGGAUGUGAAUGAGGUACGGGAUUUCCAAGAGGAUGCAGACUUGAGGGUACCGGUUGAGCAAGUACUUGCGAAUGAAACCGUUGUUGCACCGGCUGAAAAUAUCGACAUGGCUGUAUCAAAAGACCAACCUGUGGUCACUGAGGAAACCGUCGUGCAGAAUGGUAUGGAGGACUGGCCGAUGCUAGUGGAACCAACUGUAGCUGAGAAUGUGCAAGCUGAACGUCAUGACAACGACUUGUCGGUACAUGAACAUCAAAAUGCAGAUGUGAUUGCAGAAAUCGUUCCGCAAGAUAUCUUGGAUGAUGUGAUAGUGCCAGAGGAGCAAGUUGUACCACCUACUGUACAAGACCACAGUAUCGACUUGGCCGUAGAGGACUCAACUGUCGAUGUGAUUGAGGAAUCUGUCGUGCAGAGUGACAUGGUGGAUUGGCCGUUACCAGAGGAACCUUGUAUGGAUGAGAUUGUGCUAUCUGAACCGCAUGACAACCACUUGUCGGUACAUGAACAUCAAAUCGCGGAAAGCGUUGCGCACAGCGACAUGGAGGAAGUUGUACCACUCACCGUACAAGACCACAGUAUCGACUUGGUGGUAGAGGACUCAACUGUUGAUGUGAUUGAAGAAUCCGUCGUGCAGAAUGAUGUGGUGAACUGGCCGUUACUAGAGGAACCUACUAUGGAUGAGAAUGUACUAGCUGAACCGCAUGACAACCAUUUGUCUGUUCAUGAACGUCAAAUCGCGGAAAGCGUUGCACAGGCCAGCAUGGAUGAUGUGACAGAGCUACGGGAGGAAGUUGUACCGCUCCCUGUACAAGACCGCAGUAUCGACUUGGCUGUAGAGGACGCAACUGUCGAUGUCACUAAGGAAUCCGCCGUGCAGACUCACAUCGUGGAUUCGACAGUGCCCAAAGAGCUAAUUGUGGAUGCGCAAGAAUUGGCGCAAGGUGACAUGCUAGAUUCAAUAUUCCUCGAAACGCCAUUCAUGGAUGACGUUGAGGAGGAUUUGGUAGAAGAUGACUCGAUGGAUUUGAUAGUGUCUGACGAGACAGUAGCCGAAACGCCAAGUAUGGAUGAAAACGAAAAUAAGGUCACAGCAGAUGACGUGAUGGAUGGAGCAGGAGAAGAUCAAGUGCAAAUCGUGCAUGAACAAGAGAAUGAGGAGCAGGUCAAGGAUGACGUUGCCGAGACGUUCCAAGUUUCCACAAUAGAGACGGACCUAUUACCAUUACCUGCUUUCGAACGUGCCGUGGAUGAACACACAUCACCGGAGAACAUACAUGAGCAUCAAUCCGAUAAUUCCAACGUUCCAGUUACCGUAUCCGUCGCAGUGCACAAUGAGAUACCAUCCCAGCCCGACCAAGACAUCAAGGAACAAAAAGAACGUCAAGCACGCCCGAUUCGAGUCGGUUCCAAAAUCCCCUUGCCAAGGCGCUCCAUUGAUAUGCACACGGCACCCACAUUAACGUUAACUGUUCCUACCUUGCCCAAACAAGAGGAAGAAGAUGAAGAAGAGCAUGCAAGUAGUGGGGCGAACCACACUGUCGAACCAAAGUCGCCUAUUUCUUCUCUUGUUGUUGAGGAGCCCACUGUCUCAUCCCCCCCUAUCCCUCUCGAACCCAAUAACGAAAUCACCGUGGUGGACAAUGACACGGAAAAAACAAACGAAAUUAUCGACACUGAAACCUCUACAUCAUCCCCCGACCCAACCACCCCCGCAACCACAGCAUCCUCAGGUUGGGGUACCCGCAUGCGUUCCUACUGGUGGGGCUCACCCAAACCCAAUGACUCUGAACCCAUCCAACAACAACAACAACAAGAACACCAAAAGCAAGACCAACAACCCACACCAACUGAUUCAACCCCCUCCGAAUCCCCAUUACCCCUCACAACACCCUCCCUCCUCAAAACCCUCGAAACAACCCUAACAACCUCCCAAACCCUCCGCACAAAACCCCCCAUCUCAACCCCCUCAGCCGAAUCCCUUAUCCAAACCCUUCGAUCGCAUAUUCAGGCGAUUGAUAAGUUGAUGAGAGAGGAUACGGAGGGUUUGAUGGAGUUGAUGGAAGCUAAAGUCCGUGUACGGGCUGAAUUGGAAGAGUUGGAGGAUGUGUUGGGUUUGUAGAUAGUCUAUAAGUAGUUUUUCUUUUUUUUUAUUGUUUUUUGUGCAGUUGUAGUUUGGUUAGGUUAGGUUUUUUUUUUUUUUCUGGUUCUGCUUUUUUUAUUUUGUUUGAUGUGUGUAUGUAUGUAUGCUUUGUUUUUUGAAUAUGAGAUUACCUUGUGC